AUGAGUAUUAACGAAUUCUUGAAUAAUCCAGAAGAAGACGGAGUUUACGAAGUACCUGAUAAUGACAAAUUUAUUGAAUAUCUUAUUGAAAUAUACAGAGAAUCAUCAGAUGUGCAUGUUGUCGAUGACAGUGAAGCUAAUGAUAGUGAAGCUGAUGAUAGUGUUGAAUUACCGAUUGUAAAUUCGUCACACGUCUAUAAAAAGGUCGCUGAACUUAGGCUCAAAUCGAAUAUUUCUGCCGGACAAUCGCUUAAAUUAAGAAUAUUUGCUUUAGGGGGUGAGAAAUAA
This is a messenger RNA of Paraglomus occultum, 288 nucleotides long. Lineage: Eukaryota; Fungi; Glomeromycota; Glomeromycetes; Paraglomerales; Paraglomeraceae. The record is from the annotation of a GenBank genome assembly.